This is a messenger RNA of Bombus huntii, 3190 nucleotides long. RefSeq names its product histone-lysine N-methyltransferase SMYD3 (gene Smyd3). The transcript has 6 exons. Gene Ontology annotation, cellular component: nucleus. Lineage: Eukaryota; Metazoa; Arthropoda; Insecta; Hymenoptera; Apidae. Bases 1781 to 3100 code for a protein of 439 amino acids. Gene Ontology annotation, molecular function: protein binding. The record is from RefSeq and is a predicted model, not a curated record.
GAAAGAGAAUAAGAGUGCUCACGCUGAUUGUUCUCGUUGUUCUCGAACUAGUACUGCACUAUACGGCCAAGUGCUUAAAGGUAUUUCAUCUUAGCAUAUACAAGAACCUAUGAAGUUAGUGAUUUGCUCUGUUUGGCUCCACGCUAGCAUUUACAAGAAACUAUUUAUGUAGUUCCACCACAAACGAGAUAUGCUCGUCUGUGGUUACACUCUACAUGAACCUGUUUCAUUGUACGAUUCUACGGUGAAGUUCAUACUUGUCGAUCCGAGAUAGACAAGUAACUCUACACACAAUAGCUUUUUAGACUUAACAUUAAAUUUACUUUCUUCGUCAUAAUGUUUUGUUAUAAUAAAACCUGAAUUUCAUUUUAAUAGUAAUUUCAGUACUUGAUGGGCUGCGAAUAAUAUUUUUCGCGUGAUGCAUGUGUUUCGCAUGCACGUUCAUUUACAAGAGCGAUAAAAAUAGAAGAACAAAUUAGCCAUGGACAAGGAUAGUUGUUCAGAAUCAUACCUUCCUCACCGAUUUCAAUGAUUUUUAAAUAUGUUGUAGAGGGUGUGUGCCUGAACAACAUUUUUCUAUACAUAUAACCUCCGCUCGGGCCUUGGUUUCCGAGAUAUUCACAAAAUACUGUCGGUAUCACGAUAUCCAGUUGUUCCAGGUUUUUUUGAUUAAAAAAUUACUGAAAACAAAAUUUUGGUAUAUUAAAAGCACUUAGUGAUUUAUAGAGCUUAACUCAUAUUUUCAUUAUGUUAUACUCAUUAUAUAUUCCCUUAUUUAUCGAAAUAAUUAAAUUAAAACUUUCCUGAUAUUUGAACGCAGUAGAAACUAGUAGUUUCUUGACCGCCGUCUUUAUGACGUCAACAUGUCUAGUACAUGGUCGUAUAUACAGACCUGGACAUUUCCACGGUGGGGUAAGGCUCUUACCGACCGGACGAUGUUGGUCAAUUUGUCUACAGAAAGGCGCCCCGAUCUAUUUGUUAGGAUUCGUUGCACAGCGCGAUCUUGUGUCUCCAACAACAAGGGUGACGACAGGACUCUUGUUCGCAUACCUCAGGCGUCAAAGACGAAGCAGCGAUAGAUAUAAAUGUUCUUAGUAAUUAUGUCGGUAAAAUAGCAAAACGUCGGUGGGCCAACGUCAUCUAUUUUAUAAUUCUAUAGCUUGUUGGUGAUAUAAUCACUGACGAAUUGUCUACAAUAAUUUCUAUGUUCGCCGUAGAAAAUCGCAAAGGGCGUAAACUCUGUUUUUUUUUUUUGGCAGGUCGGUAUUUCAUAGCCUAAGAUACGAAGUUCUACUUAAUGUCAUAUCUAUCCUAUCCUUAGUCAAUGGUGUAAUAUAUAUUACAUCGUAGUCGAGAUAUGCUUUAUAUGGCUUUACAAGUCGGUCGCUAGCUAUAGAACGCGGCCUGCGUUGCUGCCUUUGGUGAUAACAAUAACCAUGUAUACAAAUGCACGAGCUCGUUGCGGAUUGCAGCUGAUUGCAAUUGUAGACCACAUCGUGACAGGUCUAUGAUAUUUAUAUUGUUUUGUUUAAAACAAAUCAAUUAAUAUUUUUAUCAACUCGCUGCAGGCUAAUCCUGUGAUCGGUCAAUGCUCGAUCUAUCUUAUGUAUAAAUGGACCUUAAAUCAUAGAGGACAUAAUAAAAUCUGAUUUUUUACACGAUCGGUAUUUCAGAUCAUGGAACAUCAAGUUCUAUAAGAUGAUAGGUCUAAUCUGUACCUCGUCUAUGGUUAUACCUCGUCUUAAAUUAAACGUUAUUAAUAAAAAUAACUUUUUUAAAAAUGAGCAAAAGUGAAAACUUUAUUAAAAAAGGCACCACUAUUCUUACCGCCAAACCAUUUGCUUAUGUCCUUUGUUCAAAAUAUAAAAAUGUCCGGUGUGAUUAUUGCUUUAAAAGUGGAAAACUCUUUAGAUGUUCUGCCUGUCAGUAUGUUUAUUAUUGUAAUCAAUCUUGUCAACAAAUGUCUUGGCCCAUGCAUAGUAAAGAAUGUGCAAGAUUAAAAAAAUGUUCACCAUGGGGUAUAUCAAAUGUUGCAAGACUAAUGGCACGUAUAAUUAUAAAAUUAAAUCAAGGGGGAGAUGAAGAAAGAGGAUAUUAUAAUGAAACUAGUUAUAGGAAAUUUAAGGACUUAAUGUCUCAUUGUUCUGAGAUAGAAAAGGAUGAGAAAAAAAUGGAACAUUUUGUAUGCUUAUGCAAUGUUUUACAUAAAUUUCUUGAAGAUAUGCCUAUACCAAGUACUGCAGAAUUAUUGGGUAUUUAUGGCAGAAUUACUAUUAAUUCUUUUAGUAUAUUUAAUUCGGAUAUGAAUAUUGGUGUUGGUAUUUAUUUGGGACCUUCUAUUCUGGAUCAUAGUUGCAAACCUAAUGCUGUAGCAACCUUUGAGGGAACUACCAUAACUGUUAAAGCAAUAGAAGAUCUUCCUUCUUUAGAUUUGUCUCAGAUAAGGAUACCAUACAUUGAUGUAAUUAAAACAACGAGAGAUAGACGUGCAGAACUACAAAGUUCGUAUUACUUUUGGUGUGACUGUGAAAGAUGUGAUAAGCCAGAACCAAUGGCAGAAGCAGCAGCAUGUCCAAACAAACUUUGUACAUAUCCUUGUGCCCCGAAUGCUGAUUUAUGUGAAAAGUGUAAUACAAAAUUCCCAGAAAAUUUUAAAGAAAUUUUUGAUGAAAUAUCUGAGUUUACUGCAUACCAUCUAGAAAAUAUGAAGAAUAUUGCCUAUCUGGACGUAAGCAAAAUGUGUCUCUCAAGGCAAGAAGGCAUUUUACAUCCUCUCAAUGUGCAGUAUGUACAGACUUUACAAACUGCUUUUGACUCCUCUAUAAAUUUGCAACAUUGGGAAGAAGCUGAAUCCUAUGCUAAAAAACUUAUUAAUGGCUAUUUAACAUAUUAUGGAGAAAUUCAUCCGUCAACUGGAAUACUUUAUUUAUCAAUAGGAAAACUUGAGGUAUAUUUGAAAAAGUUAAAACAAGCUAUCAAAACGUUAAGAAAGGCUAGUUCGAUAUUAACAAUAACACAUGGAGCACAACAUAGUGUGAUAGUAGAAAAUUUGAAACCACUUCUUUAUCAAGCCACUAUAGAAGACUUCAGUGAAUCAUAACAUUUUUUAUGUCGAUAAUUUAUAAUUGUAUAUAAUAUAUUAACAAUAUACAAUUUACAAUAAAUAAUUUUAGUAUUUAAGAAGAUGAAA